This is a messenger RNA of Ostertagia ostertagi, 1337 nucleotides long. The record is from the annotation of a GenBank genome assembly. Lineage: Eukaryota; Metazoa; Nematoda; Chromadorea; Rhabditida; Trichostrongylidae.
AUGAUCGAUUACCUUAAUGCCACCUAUGCAACAACAUGGGGAGCUUAUCCGGAUUCUCUGAGCGGAGGUACCCGUUUCCCGAUCCGUUUUGUACUGGCCCGCCGUACGCCCGGUUGUGCCGCUACCAACGGUAUCAUCCGUGUCAAUGGUUCUGGCCUCGCCGGUUAUACCGCCGGUGGUAUCAACCUCGACCAAACCCUCGGCGCUGCUGAUGAAGAUGUAAAAGCAUUGAGCAUCUGGAGCAACCAUGAUUAUUAUAACAUAUGGGUUGUAAAUAAGAUUGACGGAGAAGAUGGUAUUUCACCCGUAUCUUCCUACGUAGCCGGAUACGCCUACUUCCCAGGUGCCGGCGCCACUCGUGAUGGCACCGUGAUGCUGGCUUCCAAAGCUGCGGCCGGACAAAAAACAUUACCCCAUGAAAUGGGUCAUGCCUUCGGUCUUUAUCAUACGUUUCAAGGCGGAACAACAACCGUAUGUCCGCCAAACACCAACUGUAAUACAGACGGUGACAUGAUCUGCGAUACCCAGCCGCAACGCCAGAGCAAUUUUAACUGCCCGACAGAUCCUAACCCCUGCACCGGCACUUCUUACAAUAAUGUGCAGCGCAAUAUCAUGGACUAUUCAAGCUGCCCCGACCGGUUUACGCCUGGUCAGCGCACCCGCUUUUUCUCCUCGCUGCUUGCUGAGCGCCCUUCCCUGCUUUCUUCUUUAGGCCUGUUGGCACCAACAACGCCCGGCGUAACCGCUGCUGCCUGUACGCCAACCACCACUACCCCGGGUAAUACCUUUAACGCAGGACCUUCGAAAGUGAUCCUGAAUGAUAUGACUGCCGAAACAGAAGGUGGGUAUACCCGCGAUGGUAACCGUGUUUAUUUUGAUAAUGCCUGUAUCCAGCGUGCCAAUGUAACCAUUGGUCAAUCCUAUCCAUUGUCGGUAACUACCGGCCCGAACCCGGAGCGCGUUCGUGUUUAUAUCGAUUAUAAUAACGAUGGCAUCUUUGGCACUACCGCACCAGAGCUGGUUUAUAGCCACGAUGGUACAAGGAGUAAUGAAGUACAUGCAACUAAUAUUACCAUACCUACAACCGGAGUUGUUACCUGCGUACCCUUGCGUAUGCGCGUAGUAAGUGACCGCGUUGCAGCUGCCACAGCACCUACCGCCUGCGGACCCCUGGUUACCGGGCAGGCAGAAGAUUAUAGUGUACAGGUGCAGGGACCAAGUAAUACCGGAACGGUUUCAAUUGCCCUGACCGGUGGUUCCAAUCCAUCCUGUAUCAACGACCCGCUUACGUUUACGGCUACGCCUGCCGGUUCUGCAACCGCCCCUACCUUUAAAUG